ACGGUUUUUAUCGCCGUUAGUAUUACUAUUUUGAAAUUUACCUUUUAUUGCCUUUAUUAUUUAUUUUAAUUUAUUUUCAGAAAUGAGAAAAGAUGGACAUAUCCGCUUGGCGAUGAAUAUGCUCUUAUUUGGAAACGCAUUUUGUUUAGUUUAAGUUCCAUUUGUGCGCGGCCCGGACCCCUGGUCCGACGAGACCGGGUUACUGAAGAUCCAGUAUUACUGCAAGUUCCGCGCACCAGAAGUAGGCUUGGUCACCAGCAGAUCGGCGAGAUUGUUAGUCAUUUUCAAUCAAGAAGUGCAGAAUAUCUUGGACUGGAACAUGCUUACUCUGUCGCCCGCAAGCGCUAGCCGUCCGGACAAGGUGUUCGUCUUGACAAACGAAAACAAUACGGAUUUCACCAACUUCCAGUGGUCCUUCCACGUGGUAUAGAAAGGAAACAUCGAUUAUGGUCCUCCCGUCCGCACUUCCACUCCCGCACCCACUGGAACAUGUCAGCUCGUCACUGAUAUCGUCACUGUUCCGAUUGAGCGUGGCUCAAAGCCGUGGUCCGAAGAGUCCGGUUUACUUAGAAUCCAGUAUUACUGCAACUUCCGCGCACCACAAAUAGGAUUGGUUGCCGGCAGGAUGGCGGUAUUGUUAGUCAUGUUCAAUCAAGACGUACAAGAUGUCGUGAACUGGAACAUGCUCACUCUGUCCCCCGCAAGCGUCAACAGGCCGGGCAAGGUGUUCGUCCUGACAAACGAAAACAACAAGGACUUCACCAACUUCCAGUGGUCCUUCCACGUGUUAUGGAAAGGAGUCAUCACUAAUCCCGAACCCACGGGCACGUGUCAACUUUUCAACGGCAAUGCGGAUUUUACCACUCAAGCGCCUGUGUCUUUCACUCAAGCGCCUGAAUCACGCUCAGUUUCGACAUCUGGAUACGUCGGCAUUGGAAUUGGUGUCUUUGUGAUAGUUCUCGUCGCGGCAGCAGUUGUUGUCUUCGUUUACAAAAGACGCCGAAGGCAGCUGCAUACUGAAGAUCCAUAUUCCCGGUACUCUCCAAAAGCUGAUAAAUGUGAUGUGCCCGCAGACACUGACAAUGUGCCGAAGCCCCUUCCCCAGCGGUCUGAACAGAAGCCCAGACGUUCAUACCUCGAGCUGGAUGGUGCGGUCUAUGAUGAAAUAGAGGACGUCGCAAGUUCGAUAUCGCAGCCUGACAGCGGGUACCUUACAUUGGUAACUGCAUCGCAUUUAACAGACAUACCUGCACCACUUAAAACCAAGGACGAGCAGUUAAUUUCAGUGCGUGUUACUUCGUACGAAACACCAACGACAACCAUUUAGGCGGAAAGUGUCGUCCCUGAUUAGCCUGGGCGAAAAACAUAUGCAUUAAGUCCAGUUUUCCCAGAACAAGGCUCAACUGAUAAACAGUAACUUCCAGCGUGUGUUUCUUCGUUUGAAACACAAAUGACACCAUAUCUUAAAAUCCUUUCUAUUGAAUACAGAGAAC
Molecule: messenger RNA, 1493 nt
Organism: Dreissena polymorpha
Lineage: Eukaryota; Metazoa; Mollusca; Bivalvia; Myida; Dreissenidae
Exons: 8
Coding region: 626-1327 (233 amino acids)
Source: RefSeq, a predicted model, not a curated record